AUUUUUGGUGUUCAUGCAGGUGACUUCAGUCCAAGUGUUUGCAAGUUUAUUGCAACAAGAGACUAUGAAAACCACAACUCAGGGAUACUAGCUUGGGUCACAUCCUUCACUUCAGAGAAUCCUCUGGGAUUGGUGGAGUUAAAUGAAUUUGUUUUUGGAGCCAAUCCAAGGAUUGACAUUUUACACAGAGUUGUUGUCUGGUGGAGAGCAAAAAAUAGAGCUGGAACUGCAAAAGUCAAAAAUCGCGCAGAAAGAAGAGGUGGUGGAAGAAAGCCUUGGAGACAAAAAGGAACUGGAAGAGCACGACAAGGCAGCAUAAGAGCGCCACAAUGGAGAAAAGGUGGUAGAGUACAUGGUCCUGUGCCAAAGAGCUACAAGUAUGGAUUGCCGAAAAAAGUCAGAAGAAUGGGUCUACGUACUGCUCUCUCUGUCAGAUAUGCACAGGGACAUUUGCACAUUGUAGAUUCAUUUGAGGAUAUUGAAAACGAUCGGGAUUUGAUUCCAAUCUUGGACAAAAGACGCUGGACGAAUGUAGUCCUGGUUGAUUCCACACCUAAUGAAAUAAUCACAGAGGCUGCAGAAGGGAUGAAGACUGUAGAUGUGCGUCAUCCCAAAAACCUAGAUGUCUACACAAUAUUACAUCGCAAAAACAUUGUGAUGUCCUUGAAGGCUGUUGAGUUUCUUGAGGAUAUCCUUUGUGAAGAUGAUAGGAUACUCAUUAACAAGUUUGACUAAGCUUUUCUUGUAGCUUUGCUCCUUCUUUGUAAAUAUUCUA
Molecule: messenger RNA, 775 nt
Organism: Pocillopora damicornis (cauliflower coral)
Lineage: Eukaryota; Metazoa; Cnidaria; Anthozoa; Scleractinia; Pocilloporidae
Biological process (GO): translation
Cellular component (GO): ribosome
Molecular function (GO): structural constituent of ribosome
Source: RefSeq, a predicted model, not a curated record